Messenger RNA from Prosopis cineraria, 1149 nucleotides. RefSeq names its product receptor-like protein EIX2. Gene Ontology annotation, molecular function: protein binding. The coding region runs from base 1 to 1149 and encodes 382 amino acids. NCBI's taxonomy places the organism in Eukaryota, Viridiplantae, Streptophyta, Magnoliopsida, Fabales, Fabaceae. The transcript has a single exon. The record is from RefSeq and is a predicted model, not a curated record.
AUGCAUCCAAAUAGUCUAGAACUGCUCAAAGCCAUAUUGUGUAUAUGGGUUUUGCACGUGCAUUGUCUGCAAAACAAAAACAUCAGUUGCAUAGAGAGGGAGAGGCAAGCACUUUUGCAGCUGAAGAAAGGGUUUGCGGAUGACUAUGGCCUUUUAUCUUCAUGGAGUGAACAUGGAGACUCUGAUUGUUGCAGCUGGUGGGGUGUUGAGUGUAGCAACCAAACAGGCCACGUUGUGGUGCUUGAUCUUUCUACUCAUGAAUAUGAUCAACCUUUAAGAGGUGAUAUUAGUGCAUCAUUGGUGGAAUUGCAACAUUUAACUUAUUUGGAUCUAAGUUGGAAUAAUUUCCACGGAAACCUGAUCCCAGAGUUCAUUGGUUCUUUUACCAAUUUAAGAUUCCUUGAAUUGUCUCAUUCUUUUUUUGGUGGAAAAAUUCCUUCUGAAUUGGGAAGGCUUUCAAACUUGAAAGUUCUUUCUCUAGGAAGAAACUAUCUAGAGGGAAAUAUUCCUUGGCAGUUGGGAAAUCUUUCUAAGUUGCAGGAACUUUACCUCUUUAAGAAUCAUCUAGUGGGCAUAAUUCCUCACCAACUUGGUAACCUUUCAAGAUUAGAGGUCUUUUAUCUUCAUUCAAAUGACAAUCUCCAAAUUGACAUUCAAUGGGUGUCACACCUUUCUUCCUUGACUGAACUUGGGUUAGGCGAUAUGCCAAAUAUUAGAAAAUCCAAAAAUUGGUUGCACUUGGUUGGCCAGCUACCAAAUCUACUAUUUCUAUCCCUUAGAAAUUGUAAUCUUUCAGAUUUUGAUCUUCUUCAAGUGCAUCCUUCCCACCUGAAUUUUUCUAAUUCUCUUAAAUAUAUCCAGCUUCCUAAAAACAAGUUUACAUCAUCCAUAUUCCCUUGGUUGUUCAAUUUCAAAUCUAGUCUUACAGCCCUUGACCUGGGGGCAAACCUCUUAAAAGGUCCAUUUCCAAAUGAUUUGGGCAAAAUAAUGGAAAACCUGCAAUUAUUGUAUCUUGAUAAAAAUCAAUUGAAUGGAUCUUUACCAAAAUCAAUUGAAAAUCUAUUAGAAUUGAAAGAUUUUGAUGUUUCAGAGAAUCUUUUAAAAGAUGAGAUCAAAACUUGGGGCCCUUUGCUAAUCUCACCCAAUUAG